Molecule: messenger RNA, 1527 nt
Organism: Sparassis crispa
Lineage: Eukaryota; Fungi; Basidiomycota; Agaricomycetes; Polyporales; Sparassidaceae
Product: COP9 signalosome complex subunit 4
Exons: 5
Coding region: 1-1527 (508 amino acids)
Cellular component (GO): COP9 signalosome; cytosol
Source: RefSeq, a predicted model, not a curated record
AUGUUGACUGCAGUGGAUUUUAAUCGUGUUACUUGGAGAAUGGACAUGUCGAAAAUUCUGAGUAGUGGCGCCGCUGAGUCUUCGGACCGCGCGUCGCGAUCUAAUCUUAUCUCGACCACUGGACGCGCGUCCGCCGCCCUCUUACUCAACGCCACAGGCAUCGACCUGCUUCGUACGGCAAUGGAAAGCAGACUUGCCCAAAUUACUGUGCUCAACCAGAAGGACAAGACUUCAGCAUACCAAUCCAUACUUGCUGAAGUCCUAUCUCGCCCGGAUCAAGCGGAGCUUGCCAAAGACAUUCAUACGAUCGUGGAAACCGUGGUGCAAGACAAUGUUGGGCUGAUAAUUGGUCGACAAGUCCUAUCUGAACUUGUCAAGGCACUGGCAGAAGGAGCUGUGAAGAACAAUGAGUUGAGAAAGCGUGUCGUGGAGGAUACGCUUGCUACUGUCCAACCGCGCCUCGUGAGCUAUGAAGAGCAGGUCAAUUCUUUGCGAUUCCAACUGGCAGAUCUUAUAGAACAGGAGGAAGAAUGGAGCGAGGCUGCACGCGUUCUGAUGGGUAUCUCUACGGAUUCGGGCCAGCGAGCCAUGCCCGAUGAUGCGAAACUGCGUUUAUACGUACGAAUAGUCCGUCUUCUACUCGAAGAUGAGGAUUCCGUCCAAGCCGAAACAUACUACAACCGUGCUGCAUUACUCGUUCACUCGACCACAGACAGGGUGACUCUCCUCCAGUUUAAGCUUUGUCAAGCUCGCAUCAGUGAUUACACACGAAAAUUCUUGGAAGCUGCGAGCAGAUAUCAUGAACUGAGCUACUUUGCUGAGAUAGACGAGGAUGAGCGCCGGCAUAUGCUAUCCGCUGCGGUUACGUGCGCUGUCCUUGCACCCGCUGGACCCAACCGAUCUCGCGUGUUAGCUUCUCUUUGUCGCGACGAACGGACCACAGACCUCCCCAAUUACAACAUCCUGCUCAAGAUGUUCCACGAUCGUAUUCUACGUUCUGCCGAGAUCCAGGAGUUCGAGGGAACACUGAAACCGCAUCAACUUGCAAAAAUCUCACUAUCAUCCAACGACCGUCUGGCAUCUGCGGUUGCUGAUGACGACGAUGUGGAUGACCCGAACGCCAGCAAGCGCACGGGCCCAUCCACAGUUCUUGACCGAGCCGUUAUGGAGCAUAACCUCCUAGCGAGUUCGAAGAUCUACAAUAAUAUCACCUUUCGCGGUCUCGGAGCUCUUCUCGACCUCACACCUGGUGCAGCAGAGACGAUGGCUAGGAAGAUGAUUGAGCAGGGUCGCCUGAAAGGAUCGAUAGACCAGGUUGAAAAGCUUAUCUGGUUUGAAGUCACCGGGGAAGAGGAUGACGCGCAGGGUAAGGUAGGAGGACUAGGAGACGUGGAGCAAGUCGCAGAGGACACAGGAGCACCAUUCACGAAACGUUGGGACAUGCAGAUCCGCAUGACCGCGGCGAACGUCGAAUCGAUUGUACAACACUUGACGGAGAAAGGAUUGGUGACGUUGACUCAAGCGUGA